Molecule: messenger RNA, 8955 nt
Organism: Phalacrocorax carbo (great cormorant)
Lineage: Eukaryota; Metazoa; Chordata; Aves; Suliformes; Phalacrocoracidae
Source: RefSeq, a predicted model, not a curated record
UGUCGUAAAAAAAAUCCCGGGUAUAAUGUCGUGAAGCACGGUCGGUGGGGCCAGUGGUGGAGACAGUGACUGGGUCCGGGUCCCCGCAUUUAUAUGCCCCACUCCCCAGCGGCUGUCUCCCCCUUUUCCUCUUGCUCCAUGUUGGGCCCGGGUCGGGCUCUCGGCCGGUCCUCCUCGUUCUCCUCCUAUGGCCCGGAAAACAGUUAUCAGGAAGCGGAAAGCGGCCGCGGGGCUCGGGGUUCUCCGUGGGGAGCAGUAUGGGUGGGAUCACUCAGUUCACAAAAGGAAAAGACUCCCCCUGGUGAAAAGGUCUCUGGUGUACUAUCUGAAAAGUAGAGAGGUCAGGAUGCUGAAUGAGUCCAGCUAUCACCACUUGUUGCACGGAUAUGCAGCCCAGCAGCUUCCCAGCCUCCUGAAGGAGAGAGAAUUUCACCUCGGAACUUUUAAUAAAGUGUUUGCCUCCCAGUGGUUGAACCACCGACAAGUGGUGUGUGGGACAAAAUGCAACACAUUAUUUGUGGUAGAUGUCCAGACUGGUCAAAUUACCAAGAUUCCUAUUCUGAAAGAUCGUGAACCCGGCAUGGUGAACCAGCAGGGUUGUGGUAUUCACGCCAUUGAGCUCAAUCUCUCAAGGACCCUUCUGGCCACAGGUGGAGACAACCCCAACAGUCUUGCAAUUUAUCGUCUGCCUACACUUGAUCCUGUCUGUGUGGGAGAUGAUGGACAUAAGGACUGGAUAUUUUCAAUUGCAUGGAUCAGUGAUACUAUGGCUGUUUCUGGUUCCCGGGAUGGUUCAAUGGGUCUCUGGGAAGUCACAGAAGAUGUGCUGUCCAAAAGUGAUGCCAGGCAUAAUCUCUCUCAAGUUCCUGUCUAUGCCCACAUAACACACAGGGCUCUGAAGGAUAUCCCCAAGGAGAACACCAAUCCUGACAACUGUAAAGUCCGAGCAUUGGCUUUCAACAAUAAGAACAAGGAACUGGGAGCUGUGUCCCUAGAUGGGUAUUUUCAUCUUUGGAAAGCAGAGCACAUGCUAUCAAAGUUACUUUCCACAAAGUUGCCAUACUGCAGGGAGAACGUGUGUUUGGCUUAUGGUCAGGAGUGGUCGGUGUAUGCAGUAGGAUCACAGGCUCAUGUCUCGUUUUUGGAUCCCAGGCAACCUUCUCAUAAUGUUAAAUCUGUCUGUUCUAAAGAACGAGGCAGUGGCAUUCGAUCGGUGAGCUUCUAUGAGCACAUCAUCACAGUGGGAACGGGGCAAGGUUCCUUAUUGUUUUACGAUAUCAGAGCCCAGAGGUUCCUGGAUGAAAAGCCCCUAUGUGCCUGCUAUGGACAGAAGCAGAAAUUAGGAGGAAGUGAAAUUUUGAAGUUGACUACUGGGAAAGGCUGGCUGAAUCAUGAUGAAACCUGGAGGAAUUAUUUUUCUGACACAAAUUUCUUCCCAAAUGCUGUUUACACCCACUGCUAUGACUCGUCUGGAACGAAACUUUUUGUGGCAGGAGGCCCCCUUCCAUCAGGACUUCAUGGGAAUUAUGCUGGUCUCUGGAGCUAACGAUAACUCUUUAUAAAUGCUGAUCUUUACACAGAUUUCCACUUUUCCUUCCCUUUUUUUAACAACAAAAUUGUGUGAUGCCAUUGAUUUCUGAUUUAAACGCAAGUUAUUUUUUGGCAGAGUUUUCUGUUGGUCUCCAACAGUCUUGUACACCUUUUUGAACCAGUUUUCUGCUUUAACCUCCUUGAUUCUUUAUAUGAAGGGGUUUUGAAAUCCCUUUUUUACUGUAUUUACUCCAAAAGACUCUUCCCCCACAUUUCACAGAAUCACAGGUUGGAAGGGACCUCAGGGAUCAUCUAGUCCAACCUUUCUGGGAAGAGCACAGUCUAGACAAGAUGGCCCAGCACCCUGUCCAGGCGACCCUUGAAGGUGUCCAACGUGGCCAAGUCAACCACUUCCCUGGGGAGAUUAUUCCAAUGGGUGACUGUCCUCGCUGUGAAAAAUUUCCCUCUGGUGUCCAAUCGGAAUCUCCCCAAGAGCAACUUGUGUCCAUUCCCCCUUGUCCUCUCCAUGUGGCUCCGUGUAAAAAGGGGGUCUCCAUCUUCUUUGUAGCUACCCGUUAAGUACUGGUACAUGGUGAUGAGCUCCCCUCUGAGCCUCCUUUUCUCAAGGCUGAACAAACCCAGUUCUCCCAGCCUAUCCUCAUAUGGCAGGCUUCCCAGUCCUUUGACCAUCUUGGUGGCCCUUCUCUGGACCCCUUCCAGCCUGUCCACAUCCUUUUUGUAUAGCGGGGACCAGAACGGGACACAGUACUCCAGGUGUGGCCUGACAAGCGCUGAGUAGAGUGGGAUGGUGACGGCUUUAUCUCUGCUGGCGAUGCCCUUUUUGAUGCAACCCAGCAUCCUGUUGGCCUUCUUGGCCGCAGCAGCACACUGUUCGCUCAUGUUGAGCUUCCUGUCCACCAGGACCCCCAGGUCCCUUUCGACAGAGCUGCUCUCCAGCCAGGUGGAUCCCAGUCUGUGCUGCAGUCCCGGAUUAUGUUAUCCCAGGUGCGUGACCUCACACUUGUCCUUGUUGAACUUCAUAAGGUUCUUGCUGGCCCACUCUUCAAGCCUAUCCAGAACCUCCUGCAGAGCAGCUCUCCCUUCUGGAGUGUCUACUUCCCCACUCAAUUUGGUGUCGUCUGCAAACUUCAUCAGGCUACACUUGAUGCCGUUAUCCAGAUCACUUAUAAAGGUAUUGAAUAAUAUUGGGCCCAAUAUCGAUCCCUGGGGGACUCCACUUGUGACAGGUUGCCACUUGGAAAAGGAGCUAUUUACCACCACCCUUUGGGUGCGGCCUGUCAGCCAGUUCCCCACCCACUGCACAGACCACUCGUCUAGGCCGUAACGCAUCAAUUUCUCCAGGAGGAGACCGUGGGGGGCUGUAUCAAAGGCCUUGGAGAAGUCCAGGUAGACAAUGUCCACUGCCCGCCCCAUGUCAUCCAGGCAAGUCACUUUGUCAUAGAAGGCCACCAGGUUUGUCAAGCACGAUCUGCCUUUAGUGAAGCCGUGUUGGCUUUUUCCCAAUCACGUGCUUCAUUUGACUUGUGAUGGCCCCCAGGAGGAUUCGUUCCAUAACUUUCCCAGGUACUGAAGUAAGGCUGAUGGGCCUAUAGUUACCCCGGUCCUCCCUCGAGCCUUUCUUGUAGAUAAGGGUAACAUUUGCCUCCCUCCAGUCCUCUGGGACAUCCCCCGUUCUCCAUGACUUCUCGAAGAUUACGGAGAGUGGCCUUACAAUGAUGUCAGCCAGCUCUCUCAACACCCUCGGGUGGAUGGUGUCAGGGCCCAUCGAUUUGUAGGGGUCAAGCUCCUGUAGUAAUUCAUGUACUAACUCUUCCUUCACUGAUGGUGGGUCAGUGUUUGGAUCAAUCGGCAAUUUUGUUCCCAAAGCCUGGGACGCAACAGUGUUGGUAAAGAUAGAGGUGAAGAAAAGUGUUGAGAACCUCUGCCUUUUCUGCAUCGUUGGUGACUGACUCUCCUUUUCCGUUUAACAGUGGCCCUAUGUUUUCCUUCUGUUUCUGCUUAUGGUUGAUAUGUCUGAAGAAACCUUUCUUGUUAUUGUUGAUGUCUACAGCCAGUUUCAAUUCUAACUUGGCUUUUGCUUUUCUGACUGCAUCUCUGCACUCUCUGGCAAUGCCCUUGUAGUUCUCAGUGGCUAGUCCUCCACUUCUCCAUUUCUGGUGUGCUUCCCUUUUGGAUUUGAGUAGACCCAGGAGGUCAUGGUUGAGCCAAGGGGGCCUCUUGCUCCGCUUACUUCCCUUUCCUUUGUAGGGGAUAAAUUGGCUUUGUGCUUCCAAUAGAGAGUUCUUGAAGAACUCCCAGCACUCACUAGCUCCUUUGUCUUCCAUGGAGCGAGCUGAAGUUUGCUCUUCUAAACUCCAGGCCCCUUGUCUUAGAGCUGACCUUCAGCACGCUCAGCAGGAUCCCGAACUCCAUAAUAUUGUGGUCACGGCAGCCAAGGCUAUCACUAACCGAGAUACUACAAAGUAGGUUUCCUUGGUUUGUGCAUAGCAAGUCCAGCAGUGCCUCAUUCCUGGUUGGCCCAUCUAGCAUUUGUAUCAGGAAACAGUUCUCUACGCAUUCCGGGAACUUGGUGGAUGACAUGCGAGCUGCUGUAUUGUUCUUCCAGCAGAUGUCUGGGUAGUUGAAGUCACCCAUAAGGACCAGGUUCUGUUGGACAGAAGCUUGCUUUAUUGCCCCAAGUAUCUCUUCAUCAGCACUGUCAUCGUUGUUAGGAGGUCGGUAGCAGAUGCCCACUGUGAGGUCCUGCUUGAAGACAACCCCUCUGACUUUAACCCAGAGGCAUUCGAUAGAGCAGUCGCAAUCACCAUAGUUGACUUCGAUACAUUUGAGGUUUUCCUUAAUGUAGAGUGCAACUCCUCCACCUCUUCUACCCUGCCUGUCCUUACGAAAGAGCCUAUAACUGUUCAUCGCAAUCCCCCAGUCCUUUGAGUUGUCCCACCAUGUUUCAGUUACUCCUAUGAUGUCAUAACCUUCUGAGCGGGCAUGGAGCUCCAGUUCCUCCUGUUUGUUUCCUAGACUGUUUAUUAGGGAAAAUUCAGGUGCUGAAUCUUAAAAUCUCAUUAAACUUGUACUUUUUUAUUUGUCCAUUCACCUGGUCUCAUUUCCUUUUCAAGGCCUCCCACAGUCUCAGGGUAUAUAAAUCACUAUGACUCAUCCAAAUAAUACCGAAACAGACCAACCAGAGGUUAAUGUGCCUUCCUCUUCUGGUACCUUAAUUUUUGUAAAGUUAUCUCACAAACUUGUCACUGUCUUAGGGCUGGGUAUAUGCAUCAUCUUUUUCUAAGAUGUACAUGUUGAAGUUGCAACAGGUUUGUAUUGCUACUUGUGACUUGUUCUAUUCGCUUUAGGAUGUGGUGUAGACACAAAUCAAUGCACUGGUUUGUCUUGGGAUCAGUCUUACCUGUGACAUCUAGCAGUGCUUGCGUGUAUGUUAAUGUGUACACAAAUGCUGGAUCUUCCCCAUUGCCUAUGAUGUAUACGAUGCACAAACUACUCAAGGUGUUUUACAAUGUACGGUGAUCACAACUUGUUGCCUGAGGGUAGGAUGUCUUAGAGUGAACUGGUUUUAAUGUGGUUUUUUUUCCCAAAUAUAUUUAAUAAGAUCCAAAGCCUUGGGUGGGGGGGGGAACAAAACACAAAACAAAAAAUCAGGACUUGCUGAUGCCUGGAUUAGGUACAAAAGCCAGGUUCUGAUGUUUGUUAACAACUCUUGCAAUUCCACCCAUUUAACAGAGCCUUUCUCGGCUUGCUUUUUCUGUCGCGAGCUGUGUCAGAAACAGCACUGGAUCCCGAACUAUCACAGAAGCUGUCAAGUGAAGUAGUAACAGCUCUCUUCAAAUGCUACAGUGCACAUUUUUAAUUGUAAGGUAAAACUGUUCAAAAUUAUUAAUGCAGCUUGCAAAUGGGACAGUGGGAAAUUGCAGAUAGUAUUGAAAACCAGCCUGUCUGUACAUGGGGCUCAGUGUUCAGAGUUACCUUGUAAAUUGUUUCUCUCCUCUGAGAAGUUGUUGGUUUUUUUUUUUCUUAAAUACAAAGACAUUACAUGUUUGGCUUUGUUUUCUGAAUUGGCAAAGGAUAUCUUAAACUCCAACUGACAUCUGGAAUUUAGGCUGAGUUUGUCUCUUAUGCAGAUAGCAGAGGAUGGUGUGAUUGAUGCAAGCUGUCCCUUCCGAGCUGUAAGGUUAAUUUGACCAUAAGAGCAUGGAAACAGAAACACUUCUUCCUUUGCUGUGGCCUUCAAUGGGCAUGCAUAUCCACAAUUAACUGAAGUAGUAUUGCAUUCUGUUGAUCCAUGAGGCUACCUUUGUUUUUAGAAUCAGUACGAUGAGUCAUCAGUGUAUUGACACUAAUACAUAGUCAAGGAACUCUAACGUAUGUAUAUUUUCUGUGCUAACUGUAUUUGUUCUCUGUAUCCCAGUGCAGACUUAAUCUGGAGUUUUCUUUUUAGUUCUUGCUAACUUUUGAGUUUCUUCAAAUUCAGUAAAGUCCUGUUUUUAUCACACUCACUUUUCAGAGUAGAACAGAUUGGUUUAACUUUGUUUUGUAAUCUUUAGCACCUUCCUCUUUUCCCCUUUCUUCCUAGUUCACCUUUAAUAAUCAGUUCAAAGCUGCUUGCCUAGUCCAAAAAAUAUUGAGUCAUAAUAAAACCUGUAGCCCACUGUAGAAAGAGCACUCUGUGCUUUUACCAUAAACUUCAGUGGCUGGCUGCUGCCUUGGAAGUGGGGACUCCAUUCCUGCACAGUCUACAGAAGCUGAGAAUCUCUUGCAUCUGUAUUGUACAGUGGAUGUCAGCAGAUCAGGAAGUGGAGGAGCCCUGUGUCUGCACCCAGUGUGUUUGUUAAACUGAUCAGUGGUGGUUUAGUCAACCAGAGAACUGGCAUCUUUGGCUGCUACUCGAUGUUAUAACUAAAGAUUACAUUGAGGGCAAAACCAGGAGGGUGCAUCAGUGACUUUCUGCUGACUUGAUCCCAUUUAAAGGCUUUCUCCACAGACUUUUUUUCUUUUGCGUAUUUGGUGGAUUGUGAAAAAAACUGUGCUAUAGUAGGUCUAUGAGCUAAACCCUAACUCUGUGCUCAAAAGGCAAAAGUUAUUAUAAUGAGCUUUGGCCAGCAGUAAUGCCAAAGGCUGGCUAUGCUCAGAGAUGAGCUGGUAAUGGAGUGUUUGAGCAAUGGAAGUCUUGAGGGUUUGCUCCAUCAUGCCUUAUGCUUAUGUGACUGCAGAUUAGUUGCUCUCAGAGCUUGUGAAACUGCUGGUCAUCCCUCUUCAAAUUAGAUGUGAAGAUGGCAUGGGGAAGAACCAGUUUCCUCAGCGGUCACUCACUCUCCCCCUCAUCACUCAAGGUUACCAAUGCACUUUGUUUUUGUGAUUGACUAUGACUAGUGUGCUUUACAGCUGCCACCAGCCACCUCCAUGUGCUUCCUGCUGGCAUGAUGGAGUGAAAGGGCCUUGUCUGCAGCUCCUUCCACCUGGUUGGUUGUUGAAUCAGCAUGAGCUGUACAUGCAGGGGUAUAACAGGCCAGCUGGGAUUUACAGCUGCAGUUGGCUGCUCUGGGCUUCUCUCACAGUGCAGGUGUGAUUGUGGGACUAUUCCGAAAAGGUCUGGAUAAGUAACUUCUGAUGGACUCUCUCACUCUCGUUCAAAACGCUGUCUCUCCAUUCUCAGCCUCUUGUCCCAGCUUCGCUCCCAUCUUGCCACCCUCUACCUCUCAGGACUUGAGCAAGUUCCCUGUCCUCUCACGGCUUACUAGUUUGGGGAUCAGUUCUGCAAAGCCCGGGGGCACCUGUUUAAGCCCUACUGCAGUUUACUUGCCUAGGCAGUAGCUUGCUGAAUUGGGGCAUUGCUUACAGUCUCCCUAUUCAUUUGACUCAGCCCUGGAUAUCUCUGGACUUCUAUCCCCUUUUCAGUCUGAAAGGCUUUGCUCCAAACUCAUUCCUGCUUCAUAAAGGAGUUGAUUCCUGUACUGCUGGCUAUCUCAAUUUGGUGGCUUUUAUUUUUCUUGUUUAUUCUGGGGUUCACUGCAUAUGUAUGAAAUCCUACUGACUUUCUCAACUCUCCUGAUUGUGGUACAGGGGCCCAUCCUGUGAGGCAUCAGAAUUAUUUGUCUACUUCCAAAGUACACGGAAACAAGGAUUUCUUACAUGAAUUUUAGGGAGGAAAAGCAGCUGUGCACACACCAAGUGGAAAGGUAUCUCUGGGUAGAAUAGGUGAGGGAGCAGUUUAAGAAUUUUAAAUAGAAGAACAGUAACUGAGCUUUUGGGUUUCUUUUUUAAAAAUUGCUUUAACAGGAGCUUUGUCUGUGUUCUAAUUCACAGAAAGUUGCAAUGUAAACUGGGGUUUUCUGUUCAUCAAUGCAAAAUGUACCUCUCAACUACAAUGCAAGAGUCGGUCUCUGUCUCUCUCUGUUUUCAAUGGAAGAAGUUUAACUGACGACUGAUUUAAUUUGUUUCUUGCCCUUAAGUGUAAUCAUCCACACAACAGUCCUUGCUGGUCUUUCCCAAGCACCAUACAGCACUAUAUACCUAUUUAAAAGCAAAAUGGGGAUUGCAUUGAGCAGUAGAACCUGCUGAACUUCCUUGGUUUGAAACACACACUGGAGAGAAGAGUCCAGGUUCUAUGUGUUAAAUACAACUUUAAACCAAUGCAGCUACUCUCUCCGAUCAGUACCACUUCCUACUUUUCCCUCCAUUUAGAUGGAAAUUUAAAAGUAAACCCAGCAAUAUGUGAUCCAGUUGACAUGCUUGCAGGCGGAACAUGGGGUUCUUGAAGUUUGAGGACUGAGAUUUCUCUUGUGGAAGAAUUUGGUGUGGGUGCAAGAGUUUGGAACUUGGAUUACAGCUCCUCUGCCAGCUUACUAAAUGCAGUCGAGUACUCUGGACUUUUCUGAAGAUGACUGUGGUAGAAGAGCUGUGAAGGUGCGGUCUGGAACUGAUCAUUUUAGGUAAUCUGUGCGUUGCUUGACUACAUGGACAAUGUAAAAGUGAUUUUUACAGAUUGCUUUCCAUGUGUCGGUCACAAAUAACUCUUAAUUUGCUGUUUGGAGGAAAACUGUUAAUAGAUGCAUUUCCAGAUCAAAUUAAGAGCCUAAUUUUCCAUCUUGCAUUAACCAGGUUACUGUGUUCACAUGUCAGAAAGAUGUUGCUCUUUGAAAAAGUACGUUAGUGUAUGUGGCAAUGACCCAUGCACUUCUAAAAUACCUAGAUCUGUGUACAUUCUCACCUGAGUAUCGUUAACCAUGCUGCAGUCUGACAAAUGGAUGUUUUACUACUGCUCUGUUAUAUAGAUAAUUGUAAUUAACUGCAGGUUUUUUUCCACUACUUAAAGUUGUGUGAUCUGAAAAUUGGUGAACAAAAAGUAUUUGUGCUUCUUACUAUGGUUAUCUCUAAAUAAAAUGUAUUUGUAUAGUG